Messenger RNA from Mycena citricolor, 239 nucleotides. NCBI's taxonomy places the organism in Eukaryota, Fungi, Basidiomycota, Agaricomycetes, Agaricales, Mycenaceae. The record is from the annotation of a GenBank genome assembly.
CGGCCAGCGACGAACGGGUGUGGGGUGGAUGGGCUGGGGAGCUAGGGCUAGGGCUAGUGCAGCAGAGGGUAUAGGGCGAGUGGAGGGAGGGUUUCAUGGAAAGGAUGGCGGGGUCGACAGCGGACACGUAUACACCUCACCCCCGCCUCAUUCGAUCGACACGAGCGCUCAUUCCCACGAGGGCGCUCCUAGCGUACAUGUAAAUAUGAUAGCGCUCGAAUACAUGUCUUCUACGGCUA